Mauremys mutica (yellowpond turtle) is the source of this 7720-nucleotide messenger RNA. RefSeq names its product hexose-6-phosphate dehydrogenase/glucose 1-dehydrogenase (gene H6PD). Lineage: Eukaryota; Metazoa; Chordata; Testudines; Geoemydidae. The transcript is spliced from 5 exons. Gene Ontology annotation, cellular component: endoplasmic reticulum. The record is from RefSeq and is a predicted model, not a curated record. Gene Ontology annotation, biological process: pentose-phosphate shunt; glucose metabolic process; pentose-phosphate shunt, oxidative branch. The coding region runs from base 159 to 2531 and encodes 790 amino acids. Gene Ontology annotation, molecular function: glucose-6-phosphate dehydrogenase activity; NADP binding; 6-phosphogluconolactonase activity.
AGUGCGCUGCCAUAGCCUGUCUCUGGCUGCAGGAGAAGAAAGAUCUGUGGUCAGGAGUUAACAGAAGGAAGUCAGUUUCCAGAGCUCUUUCACCAUUGCAGUCUUUGCAAAGUCCUUGUGUUACCGGGGUUCCCUGGGUCCUUGUCUCCUCCCCCAGGAUGCUGAGGGCAGCCCUGUGCACCGUCUUUCUCUUAGGCGCCCUGCCAUCAUUGGCCAAGGAGUCUCGAGGGCAUGUCUCGGUGGUCUUGCUGGGAGCCACGGGGGACCUGGCCAAGAAGUACUUGUGGGAGGGGCUGUUCCAUCUCUACCUGGACCAGGUGAGCAGUGGCCACAGCUUCACUUUCCACGGGGCUGCCCUGACGGCCCACGAGCCAGGGCAGAGGCUGAUGUUUGAGGUGCUGAAGAACCUGGUCUGCCCGUCGGACGUGUCCCCCGACAGGUGCGCUGUGGUCAAGGACCAGUUCCUCAAGCUGAGCCGGUAUCACCAGCUGAAGACAUCCGAGAACUACACUGCCCUGAACCAGGAGAUUGAGACCCUGCUCCAGCAGGAGGGGCUGGAGGAAGCCGGCAGGAUCUUCUACUUCUCGGUGCCGCCCUUCGCCUACGCGGAGAUCGCCCGCCACAUCAAUGGCAGCUGCAGGCCGCGCCCCGGAGCCUGGCUGCGGGUGGUGCUGGAGAAGCCUUUUGGCCAUGACCUCAAGUCAGCCCAGCAGCUGGCCGUCGAGCUGAGGACUUUCUUCUGGGAAGAGGAGAUGUACCGGGUGGAUCACUACCUUGGCAAACAGGCUGUGGCCCACAUCCUGCCUUUCCGAGACCAGAACCGACGGUUUCUGGACCCAAUCUGGAACCGGCACCAUGUGGAGAGAGUAGAGAUUGUCCUGAAGGAGACUCUGGAUGCUAAAGGCCGCACCAGCUUCUACGAGCAGUACGGGGUCAUCCGUGACGUCCUCCAGAACCACCUCACCGAGGUCCUGCUGUAUCUCGCCAUGGAGCUGCCGGCCAACAUCAGCAGCGCCGAAGAGGUUCUCCGGCACAAGCUGCAGACCUUCAAGUCGUUGCAGGGCCUGGAGAGCACCAGUGCGGUGCUGGGUCAAUACCAGGCCUACGCCGGCCAGGUGCGGGAGGAGCUGCAGAAGGCACAGGACUAUGUCAGCACGACGCCGACCUUUGCAGGUGUGUUGAUUCAGCUAGACAACCUGCGAUGGGAGGGAGUCCCCUUCCUCCUCACCUCUGGCAAAGCCCUGGACGAGCGGGUAGGCUACGUCCGCGUCCUCUUCAAGAACCGGGCCUACUGCACCCAGCGCGAGAGCCUGAGGGAGGCGGGGCAGAGCCAGUGUGGACCCAAGCAGAUCAUCUUCUACAUCGGGCACGGGGAGCUGAGCUGUCCUGCCGUGCUGAUCAGCCGGAACCUCUUCAAGCCCAUCAUGCCAGAAGGCAGCUGGAAGGAGGUGGUGGAUCGCCCGCAGCUGCGCCUCUUCGGGCUCCCGCUGUCGGAUUACUACGUGUACAGCCCGGUGAAGGAGAGAGAGGCUUAUUCUGUCCUCAUCUCCAGCAUCUUCCACGGCAGGAAGGACUCCUUCAUCACCACGGAGAACCUGCUGGCGUCUUGGGAGUUCUGGACCCCGCUGCUGGACAGCUUAACCCAGCAGGUCCCGCGCCUGUACCCGGGGGGCCUGGAGAACCAGCACCUCCUGGACUUUGAAAUGGUGGGCAGGGAGCUGUCCUUCACGCUGGAGGAGCCGGUGGAACUGCUGCACCCCGAUGGGCAGAUGCCAAGCGACUACAGAACCAUCCAGGCCAAGUUUCGGCAAAGCCCCUUGGUCUCGGCUUGGCCGGAGGAGCUGAUUGCCCAGUUGGCAACGGACAUUGAGACGGCGGCGGCCAAGGCUGUGACACGCUGCGGCGAGUUCCACCUGGCCCUGUCAGGCGGCUCGAGCCCCAUCACCCUGUUCCAGCAGCUGGCGACCCACCACUACGGCUUCCCGUGGAGACACACCCACUUGUGGCUGGUGGACGAGCGCUGCGUGCCGCUCGCCGACCCGGAGUCCAACUUCCGCAGCUUGCACGACCACCUCCUCCAGCACGUCCGGGUGCCCUACCUCAACAUCCACCCCAUGCCGGUGCACCUGAACCGGCGGCUGUGCGUGGAGGAGGACCGGGGGCCGGAGCUGUACGCCAAGGAGAUCGCAGAGCUAGUGACCAACGCCAGCUUGGACUUUGUGCUGCUGGGGCUGGGCUCCGACGGGCACACGGCCUCGCUCUUCCCGCAUUCGUCCAGCGGCCUCGACGGGGCCCAGACGGUGGUGCUCACCGAGAGCCCCGUCAAACCCCACCAGAGGAUGAGCCUCAGCCUGCCUCUCAUCAACAAAGCCAGGCAGGUGGCCGUGCUGGUGAUGGGGAAGGGGAAGCAUGAAAUCACGACCCAGAUCAGCAGAGUGGGACAGGAGCCCAGAAAGUGGCCAAUUUCAGGGGUCAACCCCAGCUCUGGCCAGCUGGUGUGGUACAUGGAUUAUGACGCUUUGCUUGGAUAAUCUCUUGGUUUACCCUCCCCUCAUGUCUGUCCCGUUACCCGCCUGGAGCCGGGAUUUUCCAACACUGCACACAGGCUCCGGUGUUUACAAUAACAGCUCCUGCUCUGAACAGUCCCUCUAACUUUUGUGAAGAUCCAUGGGCUGUAACGGCUCUGUCAUCUAAGCCUAGAAAGGCGGGGGCGGCUCAGCGCUCGGAGAUCAGCGUUGUGUUCCUGACUCUACCCCUGACUGCUUCUGGGACCUUGGGCAGGUCACGUCGCUGCUCUGUGCCUCAGUUUCCCCCACACACCGUGGGGUUCAUAAUACUUACCUACCUCGCAGGAGCCAUCCGAGACAGCUCUGAUUAAUUGCCUGCAGAGCUCGUCAGGAUUCUCAGAGGAGAGGCGCAGAGAGAAGCGCCGUGUUACUGACUGCUGAUGGUCGCCUCUGAUCAGACAGGCUGACAGAAGCAUUUUCACGGCCCAAUCACAGUCCCAUUCAGAUUGUGCCAACCCUUUCCUUCAGCAAAAUACUGACCAUUUCCCCACUCUUCCUCUGUGGAGCUCUCCUAGUCUAAGGUCUUCUGCUGCAGUUCCUGUUUUAGAGCUCUCCUGUAUUGGCAGGUCUGGGGCCUUGCCUCAUUGUAAGGGCGUGAUUGGGUACAGUCCUUGGGCACUGGAGUUUGCCAGACCCUGCCUGCUUGCCUUGUGCCAUCCACAGGGAUUUGUCUCAUAUUAACCUUUGUCAAUUGCACUGGCCCUGUUAUUGAUUCCGCCUCCUCCCCUUCUUCCCGCCGCCCGCCCCCAAACAAAGAGAAACAACCAGUCCCCUUCCCUACAUGGCUGUGUUUAUGCAGCCCUGGAAGCUGCAGACACCCAGGGACCAUCCCUUGUGUGACCGACACCUCCCCCUCCCUGGCACUGAGCUGUGUGCGGAGGCUUUAGACGUUGUCCUGGUGCACAGGCGUAGUUAUCAGUAGCAAUUGCUGCUCUUCCUAAGUGGGAAGCCAGCACCCCAGGGGGAUGGAAAAGGCAAGGGAUUUUGAGGCUUUCAGGAUUAUGGGGAUUGGGUUGAGAGCAUCGUGGCUCAGCUCCCGUUAUUCUGGAGAUGGCGUUUGUCUGCGGCGUGAUGUUACCGCUGCAGGAAGCUCCCCUUCUCAGAGGAUCAGGGGUGGAGGGCAGAGUUAGCUGCAGAUGGAAUUGGGUUUCCUUAAAUAUCCUGAGGCGCCUUUCUGUUAUACUCCCCGGGAAGAGCCCUCCUCCGCCCUCACGGGCAAGCUGCGGCAUUGUUCAGCAGCUUACGACAUCUCCCCGCGAGGCAGCUGUAUACAGAACUACGGUCUUCAGCAGUAAUGAUCCCAACACCCCAGCGCUUAUGGCAAGGAUACCGGGGCUGUUACUCCAGGGCACUGGCGUGCUGUUGGAGAAGAGGAGGGAGUUUUCUGUCUCCUGGGUGUUUUCUAGCCAAUCCACUGUCACCGUGUAGGGAGGACACGUCCUUUGAAAACAUCGGAGGGGGGUCAGAAGAGCAUAGACCAACUGCACAAAAGCAGGGGGUGCCGUCCUGUUUAGUAAAAAGGGGGAAGAAUCUUUAGAACCCUCUUUCCCCCACUGCCUAAAUUCCACCUUGUCCAUGUGCUGCUCGUCCUUUAUAUAAGCCUUAGCCCCAUAUACUCUAGUGACGCUAUGGCCUGCUUCAGUGGGCUAUUUACUGUGGAGUGCAGGAGGAACGUUCUUUUUUUAGAUAAGGAAACCCGGAUCCUGCCCACUGCAUUGGGAGAUGUUGAGCUGCUCUAUGAUCUUGGGGCGGGGGGGGGGGGGGGGAAAUCCACCCAAGCAUUGCAGAGCCAGGAGUACAAGACAGAGCUGUAGGAACCCAGAAUAGGGACAUUCUACCAGUUCCUGGCAAAUCCAGAUCUGCUGGUGUCUGAUCCGCACCCAGCAAUGCCACAUCCUUGACCGGCAGAACUGGAGAAGGGAAGAAAGUGAUGGUUUUCAGAGGGAUUUUAGCAGCCACCUUUUGGGGAGGCUGUUGACUCUCUGAUGUUUGCAGCUAGUGAAAGAAUUAGUUGUCCAGCACUCCAGUCUUGUUGGAGUCCAGGUGACGACUGACGGGCACGACUGGAGUUCAGUGGAAAAGCUGGAGUCUGACACAAGGUGGCGCCAUGACCAAACAAACCAAGUGGUGAUAAAUUGUGUGUAGUUUCCAAGCACCGCACUGUUUGAGCCUGAAACCAUGGGAGGCUGCUCCUGUCCGGCUUGCAAGAUUCUCAGGAGCCAGCCCUCGUGACCGACACGGAUGUGAAAUGCUGAUGGAGUGGGGAAGGAGGAAAAGUCUCUCCAGGGGUCUGGGAGGUGGAUAGUGGGGCCAAAUUCUGCCUGACUUGCACCCCACUGAACUCCAUGGACGUUGGUGGAAGAGGGCAGUCAGGGCACAGUCAGACCGCUAGCCGUGUGGAUGAUGCAUAAGCUGGGAAGGAAUUGGGAUCACUCUCAUGGCUGAGGGGAUAACGGGAGUAACAAAUAGGAAAAACAUAUGGGUCACUAAAAUCAGCAGCUAGGAUUCAGAGUGUAACGGGGCUGCAGGACAUUUCCUGUUUUUCAGAGUAGGACUUCACUGUAAGCUGGUUUGGAGUUCCGAGUGUAUGUGUGUGUGUGUGUGUAUAUAUAUAUAUAUAUAUAUAUAUAUAUAUCCAGCGUUAGCAGAGUUAAUACCAAAAAAACCUUGGAAGAGAUGUAGAACCCCUCCUCUGCAGAGUCAAACCAGCCUCUGACUACUAGAGAUCAGGAUGAGAUGUAAUGUGGGGGGUCAUAUUAUCCCACAUCUGCGGGGGGUCUCCUGCACCUUCCUCCAAAGCAUCAGAUGCUGGCCAUUGUCCGAGACGCGGGGAUGUGGGUCUCCUUCAGUCUGGCAGUUCCUGUGUUCCCACUCCUGGUCAUUCCGAAUGGCUUUUAUUGUAACACGCAAUCCUCUUUUAAUGCUGUGGAUAGAAAUAAAAUGGGGAAGCUCUGAGAACCAGUCCCUUGUUUUCAGACCCAGGGCUGGGGUGGGAGACAUGUUCUGAUCUCAGUGAAAUUCAGAGCUGAGGCCUUUUCUCCAUUCGGGCUGCUUUGAUUUCUGCCACUGAGGUCGUUGCACCAGUGCAAGCAUCUAGUGCAGAAAGACCAAGCUGCGGUUUGCACUGGUGCCUCUGAUCAAUCUGGGAUAAAUUGCUCUGCUGCACGUAGCUUGGCUUGCCUACAUUAGGGAGGUUGCACUGGUGUAGCUACAUCAUCGGCUCAGAUCCCGAGGAGACAAAGGCUGUCUAAUCAGAUAUGAGUGUGGAUUGGAGUUACCUCCUCUCUGGAUUAUGAUGACAGGCGGGCCUACCUAUCCACCUCAAAGCAAAGGGUGAGCGUAAAGCACUGUGUAGUGGGAAACCCUGUUGGUUGCUUUUAGGAGGGACGAUGCUGUAGCUUACUGGCCUUAGAAAAUGUUUUUGGUCUUCCUCUUCUGCAUUGUGUCUCAUACCAUCAGCUACAUUGUUUUUUCCAGACAGAAAAUCCUCCAGCUUCUGAAAGCAUUAACACAGACUGCUACCACCAUCACAACCCCCUACAAUAGGACCUUGUCAUGGGGUGCUCCCUUAACUACCCAUUGUGCCUCACUUUCUGGCCUGCUUCCAUGGUCCCUCAGUCCCAAACCAAACAAAGGAUACAGGCAUGCAGCAGGCGGGGCUUUCCAUACAGCAUCUGAGCUCCCCCUUCCCCCCCCGAUCCUCCCAAUUACUGCCAGUUAUUCCAGUUGCAUAGUAAUUACCCCCCCUCAUAAUCUCCUAAUAGAAAAGUGGUUAACUGCUUCCGGCUGUCAGUGCUCAGGGUGGUGCUGCUAGCCCUCUGUCACAGACCUGGAAGAACACAAUUCCCCCUGCUCUCUGCUGGUUUGAAGUGCCAGGUUGCUAACACAGCUAAUUCCAAAAGGUGCCCCCGUGGCUGAAGCAGCCAUGUAGAGGAGGAGGUUUUAGGCCUGGGAUAGCUGAAAAUUCAAAGCUUCAUUUUUCUUUGUUAAACAAAAUUAGCUGUUUUACCUUCGGCUUCAUGCAAAUGGCGUGUGUGGUGCAACAGGUUUAACGUAAUAAACAAAAAAGGGAGGGGGGAGGAUAAAUGUAAUGGCUAUCAGCAGAAUUUCUCUCCGAAUCGGAAGGGGUUGUGACAUUGGAGGAGUGGCUUAGGGGUGGAGUGUUUCCUUGAUUCUUUUUUGAAUAAUUUGGCUGAAAUUUUUUAAAAUGACUAGUGGUUUUGAGGUCCCCCACUUGCCACCUCAAAGAGGCCUGAUUUCUCAGAAGUUGGGUGCUCAGCUCUUUCUGAAAAUCAGGACCUCUUUCAGAUAUCUUAGGUUGGGCACCCCAAAAUUGUGAAUAAAACCUCAGGUUUCCCUUUAUAAAAUUCCAAUAGAAACUUUGUAUGUAAGUGUAUCCUUCGUUAGUAAUUGCGCUCUGCAAUAUAUCUGUGUUUUAUUCUUCACUGAAGAUCUUUCUAUGUAUUUCUCAAGGCGAUGUCUUUUUCAGAAGCAUCUGUUUUAAACUCUUUAAUCCUUUGUUCGUAUUUGCCAAAUGGAAAAUAACAGAGUGGGGAUAAAUAUUUUUAAACCUCCAAAGUUUACCAGCAAGAGAUUUGGGGAGCAGGAUGUGGGGGAGGGAACGUGAAACUCUAAAAUAAGUCUGACACUGAAAAAGACAGUGUGGUAAAGAUCUACUUCCUUCUAGGACAUGAAAUCAGAGUGCUAGUUACAUUUUGGGAAAGCUAUUAAUAGAAACUGUUGAUAGAUUUUUAUUUUCAGUGAAUAGUGAGCUAGGAAUGCUGUGUGCAGUUGUGUUGCUGAGGGAAUGUGUGUUAAACAUCCUUGCAAAGAGGAGCCCAUUGAGUAACUUUUUUCAGUCAUUAUAUCACACCGCCAAUUAUUUGUAUUGUCACAGUGCUUUUUUUAAAAGGAAGUACUAUUUCUUAACAGUGUCCAUACAAAGCAAUGAUGUGACCGUUUAUAUACGUUUUUACAAAAAUCUAACACUGGAAACGGGCCAUUUCCCACAUGGUUUAACUUUUAUAAAUCAAGCUGUAAAGAGUUCUUUUCCUGUUAAUAAUGAACCAUAAAAUGUUUGGGAAUUGAUGGAAAUUUAUUUUAAAAAAAACAAAUAUAUAUUUUUGAAUAAUAAAAUCAUUUUUUGGCCUAAA